Messenger RNA from Puma concolor (puma), 3720 nucleotides. It is a transcript of the gene RASGRF2, whose product is annotated as Ras protein specific guanine nucleotide releasing factor 2. Gene Ontology annotation, biological process: Ras protein signal transduction. Lineage: Eukaryota; Metazoa; Chordata; Mammalia; Carnivora; Felidae. Gene Ontology annotation, molecular function: guanyl-nucleotide exchange factor activity. Gene Ontology annotation, cellular component: plasma membrane. The record is from RefSeq and is a predicted model, not a curated record.
AUGCAGAAGAGCGUGCGCUACAACGAGGGGCACGCCCUGUACCUGGCCUUCCUGGCCCGAAAGGAGGGCACCAAGCGCGGCUUCCUGAGCAAGAAGGCAGCCGAGGCGAGUCGCUGGCACGAGAAGUGGUUCGCUCUCUACCAGAAUGUGCUCUUCUACUUCGAGGGCGAGCAGAGCGGCCGCCCGGCGGGCAUGUAUCUCCUGGAGGGCUGCAGCUGCGAGCGGACGCCCGCGCCGCCCCGGGCCGGGGUCGGGCCGGCCGGCGCCCGGGACGCGCUGGACAAGCAGUAUUACUUUACCGUUCUUUUUGGCCAUGAAGGUCAGAAACCCCUGGAGUUGCGCUGUGAGGAGGAGCAGGAUGGUAAAGAGUGGAUGGAGGCCAUUCACCAAGCCAGUUAUGCAGACAUUUUGAUUGAGAGAGAAGUGUUAAUGCAGAAGUACAUUCAUCUAGUUCAGAUCGUAGAGACGGAAAAAAUUGCAGCUAACCAACUCCGGCAUCAACUUGAAGAUCAAGAUACAGAAAUUGAAAGACUUAAAUCAGAGAUUAUCGCUCUUAAUAAAACCAAGGAACGAAUGAGGCCUUACCAAAGUAAUCAAGAGGAUGAGGAUCCAGAUAUCAAGAAGAUUAAAAAGGUUCAGAGCUUCAUGAGAGGAUGGUUGUGUAGAAGGAAAUGGAAGACCAUUGUGCAGGAUUACAUUUGUUCUCCUCAUGCUGAAAGCAUGAGGAAGAGAAACCAGAUUGUGUUCACCAUGGUUGAAGCUGAGUCGGAGUAUGUUCACCAGCUCUACAUCCUGGUCAAUGGCUUCCUCCGGCCCCUGCGAAUGGCAGCCAGCUCCAAGAAGCCUCCCAUCAGCCAUGAUGAUGUCAGCAGCAUUUUUCUCAACAGUGAAACAAUUAUGUUUCUUCAUGAAAUAUUUCAUCAAGGACUGAAGGCAAGGAUAGCAAACUGGCCUACCUUAAUUUUAGCUGAUCUGUUUGAUAUUUUGCUCCCCAUGUUGAACAUUUAUCAAGAAUUUGUGCGUAAUCACCAGUACAGCCUCCAAGUGCUUGCCAAUUGUAAGCAAAACCGAGAUUUCGACAAACUCUUAAAACAGUACGAAGCCAACCCCGCGUGUGAGGGGAGGAUGCUGGAAACAUUCUUGACCUAUCCAAUGUUCCAGAUCCCCAGGUAUAUCAUCACACUUCACGAACUCCUAGCUCAUACACCCCAUGAGCAUGUGGAAAGGAAAAGUCUGGAGUUUGCUAAGUCAAAAUUAGAGGAACUGUCCAGGAUAAUGCAUGAUGAAGUGAGUGACACUGAAAACAUAAGGAAGAACCUUGCCAUAGAAAGAAUGAUCGUAGAGGGUUGUGAUAUUUUGCUGGACACCAGCCAAACUUUUAUCCGCCAAGGUUCUCUUAUUCAAGUACCUUCUGUUGAGAGGGGGAAACUUAGUAAAGUUCGCCUGGGUUCACUGUCUUUGAAAAAGGAAGGAGAAAGACAGUGCUUCUUAUUUACAAAACACUUUUUAAUUUGUACAAGAAGUUCAGGAGGAAAGCUGCAUCUGCUCAAGACAGGUGGGGUUCUCUCUCUAAUAGAAUGUACUUUGAUUGAGGAGCCCGAUGCAAGUGAUGAUGACUCCAAAGGUUCUGGACAAGUGUUUGGACAUCUAGAUUUUAAAAUAGUAGUGGAGCCUCCUGAUGCUGCCCCAUUCACUGUAGUCCUGUUGGCACCUUCACGUCAGGAGAAAGCUGCCUGGACGAGUGACAUAAGUCAGUGUGUGGACAAUAUACGGUGUAAUGGUUUAAUGACUAUAGUAUUUGAAGAGAAUUCCAAAGUUACUGUGCCACAUAUGAUUAAGUCUGAUGCCCGUCUUCAUAAAGAUGACACCGACAUUUGCUUUAGUAAAACACUCAACUCCUGCAAAGUGCCCCAGAUCCGCUAUGCCAGCGUGGAGCGCCUUCUGGAGCGGCUGACAGACUUGCGGUUUCUUAGUAUUGAUUUCCUCAAUACCUUUCUGCACACCUAUCGUAUUUUCACUACGGCAGCUGUGGUGCUGGCGAAACUUUCCGACAUAUACAAGAGGCCUUUUACCUCCAUCCCCGUCAGGUCAUUAGAAUUGUUUUUUGCUACCAGCCAGAACAGUAGAGGUGAACAUUUGGUAGAUGGCAAAUCCCCACGCCUGUGUCGCAAAUUCUCUUCCCCACCACCACUGGCUGUGUCCAGGACGUCCUCCCCAGUGAGGGCCAGAAAGCUGUCCUUGACUUCUCCAUUGAACUCAAGGAUAGGAGCAUUGGACCUGACCACCUGCUCAGCGUCCAGCAGCCCUACCACCACCCACAGCCCUGCUGCAUCCCCACCGCCGCACACUGGUAAAGUACCGUUGGAUCUUAGCAGAGGCCUUCCUUCUCCAGAACAAAGCCCGGGAUCUGUAGAAGAGCAUGUAGAUAAUCCCCGCGUGGAUCUGUGUAACAAGCUAAAACGAAGUAUUCAAAGAGCUGUCCUAGAGUCUGCACCAGUGGACCGAGCAGGAGUGGAAAGCUCCCCGGUGGCGGACAGCUCAGAACUUUCACCUUGCCGGUCACCCUCAACUCCUCAGCACCUCCGCUAUCGUCAGCCUGUAGGACAGACGGCUGACAACUCUCACUGCUCGGUUUCGCCUGCUUCUGCUUUUGCAAUUGCCACAGCGGCUGCAGGACACGGGAGUCCACCAGGAUUCAACAACACUGAGAGAACAUGCGACAAAGAGUUUAUUAUUCGGAGAACAGCCACCAAUCGAGUACUGAAUGUCCUCCGUCACUGGGUCUCAAAGCAUGCGCAGGAUUUUGAGCUCAACAACGAACUAAAAAUGAAUGUCCUAAAUUUGCUAGAAGAAGUUUUGCGAGACCCAGACCUUCUUCCCCAAGAAAGGAAAGCCACGGCGAAUAUUCUGAGGGCCCUUUCACAAGAUGAUCAGGAUGACAUCCACCUAAAAUUAGAGGAUAUAAUUCAACUGACAGACUGUCCGAAGGCUGAGUGCUUUGAGACCUUGUCAGCCAUGGAGCUGGCUGAGCAGAUCACCCUCCUGGACCACAUCAUUUUCAGAAGCAUUCCCUACGAAGAAUUUCUUGGGCAGGGGUGGAUGAAGCUGGAUAAAAAUGAAAGAACACCUUACAUUAUGAAAACCAGCCAGCACUUCAAUGAUAUGAGCAACCUGGUGGCCUCCCAGAUAAUGAAUUAUGCCGAUAUCAGCUCCCGUGCCAACGCAAUAGAGAAGUGGGUGGCAGUGGCAGACAUUUGCCGAUGCCUGCACAACUACAAUGGCGUGCUGGAGAUCACCUCGGCCUUAAACCGAAGUGCCAUCUAUAGGCUGAAGAAAACCUGGGCCAAGGUGUCCAAGCAGACAAAAGCUCUAAUGGACAAACUUCAGAAGACUGUUUCAUCUGAAGGAAGAUUUAAAAAUCUCAGAGAAACCCUUAAAAACUGUAACCCCCCAGCUGUUCCUUAUCUGGGGAUGUACCUGACAGACCUAGCAUUUAUUGAAGAAGGAACACCAAACUUUACUGAGGAAGGCCUUGUCAAUUUCUCCAAAAUGAGAAUGAUAUCACACAUCAUCAGAGAGAUACGCCAGUUCCAGCAGACUUGCUAUCGAAUAGACCAUCAGUCAAAGGUGACUCAGUACCUGCUUGACAAAGCCCUCAUCAUAGAUGAAGAUACGCUGUAUGAACUGUCACUAAAAAUUGAACCUCGGCUCCCUGCUUGA